Ambispora gerdemannii is the source of this 1083-nucleotide messenger RNA. NCBI's taxonomy places the organism in Eukaryota, Fungi, Glomeromycota, Glomeromycetes, Archaeosporales, Ambisporaceae. The record is from the annotation of a GenBank genome assembly.
AUGUUCUUAUUCACAUUAAUUUGUUUAUACUUAACUUUCUUUAUUACAGUAAUAAAUGCACAAUCACCCUACUCCCCUAAUGAUCUAAGAGCUCCAGAACGCGGAAUACUUAUUGACAAGAAAAUUAUAAUCUUUGAUAGUGCUGACUUUGGCAUUAAAAACACCAAUGCUUUUUCCUUGGACCUUUCUACUAAUUGGACCGUAUCAGAGCCAGCUUUCACCAAAAUCGAUAAUCUAUUGAAUGCACCAACGUUUCGUUAUACUGCUUUUAGUGCACUUAAAAACAACACUCGCUCAUUAAUAUAUGCUUUUGGUGGAUUAAUUCCAACCAAUGAAAGUAAUUGGAAUUCAGGAACUUUCGUAAACGACUUUUAUCAAAUUGAUGUAACGUCUUACCCAAUUUCAAUUUCCUCUGUUAAAUCCGGAGGUGCUUUACCAAGCAGAUGCGCAUUUGUUAGUUCGAUUUUUGAUGACAAAGGAAAACUUUAUAUCUGGGGUGGAAAUACUGGCGAUACUACAGAUCAAGCCAUGUACAUAUUUGACACAGUUGACUCAACAUGGAGCCGAGUUCUCUCUUCUUAUAUUCCUGCGCAAAGAUCAAGCUAUUCAAUGACUUUCACGAAUGGCAAAAUUUAUUUUAUUGGUGGAGUUUUCGCAAAUACCAUUAAAUAUGUCGAUAUUCGCGAGAUUUUGAUAUAUGAUACUCUCAAUACAAAUAAUAAUCCAUGGUCUAUAAGAAAUGCGACAAAUAAUACAUAUAUAAGUGACCGCUAUUUUCAUUCAGCCGUUCUAGUGCCCAAUAGCCAACAAAUUAUUCUAUAUGGUGGCUCAUUAUCAAAUCAUUCAGGCGUUUCGUCUGAUUAUUUGAUUACUUUAGACUUGCAAACUGACGGAGGAGGAAAUACUACAGAAUCGGCUGAAAAUUAUAAAGACUAUAAUAGCAAGAAAACUACGAUAAUUGUUUGUUCCACAGUUGGCGCAGUUUUACUUGCACUUCUCGUAUUCUGCUUAUUUCGUCCAGCGAAUGUUAAGUGUUUCGAGCAGUACCACACGGCACCAGCUGCUAUGCCUUAUUCUCAUUAA